Messenger RNA from Heterobasidion irregulare TC 32-1, 785 nucleotides. RefSeq lists its product as uncharacterized. The record is from RefSeq and is a predicted model, not a curated record. The annotation marks the transcript as partial. NCBI's taxonomy places the organism in Eukaryota, Fungi, Basidiomycota, Agaricomycetes, Russulales, Bondarzewiaceae. The transcript has a single exon.
CUCUCUACGACAUCUGAGAUCGCCGCGAAGAUCGCUGGGUUGGAUCCGAGUGACACACGUCUGCCGGAAAUGGCGGCAAAUUGGUCUUGAGAACCCCUUUCUUUGGAGUAACAUCAUCACAAACAUGGGCAAAACAUGGAUACAGGAGACGUUACGGCGCUCCAAAUCCUCUCUGAUCACCAUUCGCAGGGCCACUCAGAGGGAAAACAUAUCCCUCGAAAACCUCCCUGUAUCGCAGCAUCUAAGCCAUCUUCAAUACCUCUACAUCAAUGCUGGCCAGAUCCCCAUACAUAUGCUCGCCCAAACACUCAAAGAUCCUGCUCCAUUCUUACAAGUACUGGAGCUCACAUGCAUCGAACAAUACAGGACGCGCGCCAUAGCUCUUCCUCUCGACAUGUUUGCGAAUCAGCUCCCCCGUCUGCGCUCCCUUGAACUUGUCAACCUUAGCUUUCCUUGGGCGACCACGCCUCUGAUCGCGCUCGUGCAUCUGAAAAUUGUUCUGCCUCAGAGGGACUCUGCUCCCAAUCCCACAGAUCCCGUCCCCCCUGGUGUCCAACCUCGCCCUCCACUCGCCCUCGCGGACUUCCUCGACGCUCUCGAGCAUAUGACUUUACUCGAAACAAUGGAAAUAUUGGAUGGACUUCCGACCCCGCCAUCGGGAAACUUACAUGCCCCGGCGGUGGAUCAUAUCAUUCGGUUACCACGUUUGACAUCGAUCAUACUAAAGGGGUUGGCUAUCGACUGCUACAAUCUGGUUCGCUGUCUCCAAAUCCCUCCCACUGCUC